CCAGAAACCAUGGCCCAUUACAAGACGGAGCAGGACGACUGGCUGAUCGUCUACCUGAAGUAUUUACUCUUCGUCUUUAACUUCUUCUUCUGGGCGGGGGGGGUGGCCGUCCUGGCUGUGGGCAUCUGGACCCUGGUGGAGAAGAACGGCUACCUCGGCGUCCUGGCCUCCAGCACCUUCGCCGCCUCCACGUACAUCCUCCUCUUCGCGGGCGCCCUCGUCAUGGUGACGGGCUUCCUGGGCUUCGGCGCCGUCCUCCGGGAGCAGAAGGGCUGCCUCUCCACGUAUUUCUGCCUGUUUUUUGUCAUCUUCCUGGUGGAGCUGGUGGCGGGAGUCUUGGCGCAUGUGUAUUACCAGAGGCUGAGCGAUGAGUUGAAGCAGCACUUGAACCGGACUCUGACGGAGAGCUACGGGCAGCCCGGAGCCGCGCACAUCACCGCCUCCGUCGACCGCCUCCAGCAGGAUUUCAAGUGCUGUGGGAGCAACAGCUCGGCUGACUGGCAGCACAGUGCCUACGUGCUGUCUCGGGAGGCCGAGGGCCGCCGAGUACCCGACAGCUGCUGCAAGACGGUAGUGGCGCGCUGCGGCCAUCGGGCUCACCCCUCCAACAUCUACAAGGUGGAGGGAGGCUGCCUCACCAAGCUGGAGCAGUUCCUGGCCGACCACCUGCUGCUCAUGGGCGCGGUGGGCAUCGGGGUGGCCUGCCUGCAGAUCUGCGGGAUGGCCCUCACCUGCUGCCUGAACCGGAGGCUCCAGCGGCAUUUGUACUAACGGCCGAACGCGUCGCCUUCCGGCCGCCCCUCAGGAGGACGGGCACCCACACCCCGUCUGCCAGGCCUGCAGAGCUACGCCAGCUCCACCAGGGCCACGGAGCCCCGACUCCGUGCCCAGCCCCUGUGCACCCGCCAAGUGCCUGAGACCGGAGCUCCCGCUGUUCCCGCCAGGCAGGGACCCCCGAGCCUCCCGCCCACUUCUGAGUCCACGGUCAGAUCCCGGGCCGGAGAAAGAUCCUGCCGGGAGACA
This is a messenger RNA of Carlito syrichta (Philippine tarsier), 1023 nucleotides long. It is a transcript of the gene TSPAN11, whose product is annotated as tetraspanin 11. The coding region runs from base 10 to 771 and encodes 253 amino acids. NCBI's taxonomy places the organism in Eukaryota, Metazoa, Chordata, Mammalia, Primates, Tarsiidae. Gene Ontology annotation, cellular component: membrane. The record is from RefSeq and is a predicted model, not a curated record. The transcript has 7 exons.